Messenger RNA from Anneissia japonica, 2616 nucleotides. Its product is annotated as sperm surface protein Sp17-like. The record is from RefSeq and is a predicted model, not a curated record. NCBI's taxonomy places the organism in Eukaryota, Metazoa, Echinodermata, Crinoidea, Comatulida, Comatulidae. Bases 90 to 833 code for a protein of 247 amino acids. The transcript has 4 exons.
AAAAAACAAAGUUUUGUUUACAAAGUUGAAAAAUAAGCAUUCUUUGUCCAUUUUUUAAAUAAAAACAACGCGUAAGCAAGGAGGUGAAAAUGAACAGAGUGUUGCACAACAAAAGAGAUGUAUCUGUACAAUUUGCAACAGCAGUUUUGACAGUACCGCCGGGUUUCCGCAACAUCAUUCAUCUGAUUGGCCAUCAAGUAUUGAAGGUUCAACCUUCAGCUGGUGAAACUAUAGACUUCAUUGCGAAAUAUGUUCAGAACUUAUUAUCAGUCAGGGAAGCAACAGGUUAUGAUCCAGCAAUCCAUGGCGACAUGCUUGAACGGAUUCAGGCCCACUAUCACCAAAUGUACGGCAGUGAGCUUCAAAUGGUCACUCAAGCAGAACCACAGACCACCACUAAUGAUGCAACUGAAGAUGAUGAUGAGAUAGAAUAUAUGGAAGAGGCAGCAGCACUUGGUGCUGGAGUUGCUGCAUCAUCAGAAGAUCUAGGAGAUGCAAUGGCAGAUGAUGCAGUGGAAGAGCAUAGUAAUGCAGCACAAGUAAAUGAAACUGAGAUGGCAGCUGACACUGCAACAGAACAUUCUGAUACACAGCCAGAAGGUGUAGGAGAUGACAUUGCAGAUGAUGCAAUGGAAAAGCCUAGUAAUGCAACACCAGUAAAUAAAGAUGAGAUGGCAGCUGACACUGCAACAGAACACCCUACUGAUACACAGCCAGAAGAUGUAGUUGAAGACAACCCUACAGAGGAACUUGGUGAUACUGAAGCAGUAGAUGCAAGUGUAGAACAUUCCAGUAACACAGCAGAGGAUGUUAAUCCUGAAGUGGCAAAAUAAGACUGUUAGCCUUAGUAAUUUGGAUCGCAAUUGAACACUUUAAAUAAGUGUUGCAUACUAUUUUAUUAAUGCCUAUGUACAGUCAAAUGGUUGUUUUAAGUCUCUAAUAAAACUACACAGGUUUAUGUAAAACAAAAAUGUGUUUUUGAAAUAAAAAAAUAUGUAAAUGAUGAUAAUACAAAUUGUCUAGACAAUGAUGAUGAUAAAGAUGAUGAUGGUGAUAGAAUGAUUAUGGUAGUAAUGCAGAUGAUAAAAUGACAAGUACAAUGGUUAAAAACAAUAUGUUAAUGCAUACAGCAAUAAUAAAGAGAAUUAAUAGCAAUUUCACAUUUAUGUCCACUAGGUUGGUUUAAUACACACUACUUGGAAUUAUUAUCAAUACAAUGCUUCGCAUACACUGAUCAUUAAUUGUACAAUAUGAUUCUUAAAGUAUGAUAUCCAAAUCAAUAUAUACAUAAUAUCUGGCAAAAAUAACUUUGUAAUAUAAAGCAUUUCUAUGUAUGUAGUCUCUAUACCAGUGAUUGAAAUGUGUUUCUAGACUUUACUACGUUUUUAUUUUAAAAGUAAAUUAAUAAUGUUUUAAACACGAUUAACAUAGCAUGCCUGAGAGAUAUCAACAAAAACAAUACAAACUCAAUAACAAAAAUUUACAAAUUGUAAGAAAUUAAAUACAUUAUUUUAUGACCUAAUGCUAACAUUAUAUUGGCUAUGGUAUAUAAAUGAAUCAAUUCCAUAAUAAAACAUUGGCUAAGUUUGGCUAUGACAUCAACAUAUAUUUGUAAAUUAAUGUAAAUGUGAUAAUGUAACAGAGAUAUUACCUUGUCUAUAAAAUCUAAUAUAAUUUGCACAUACUGUAAUAACAUCAUUAAAACAAUGUUUUUUCCUAAAGGAAACAAAUCCCUGACUAUUGUUUAUAACUACUUGUUAAUCUUUUAGCAUAAAAGAGAUCUGUAUGCUGCGUAUUUCUUUAAUUCUUGACUUUGUAUAAAUUAACACAAAUUAAUAGUAUGAUAUACUUUACAUGGAAUAAACAAUUGCCAAUGCGGAAGCAGUCAUCCAAGCUCUGCCCAACGAGGGUAGCCCUACCCCAUGCAAUCUUUCUCAUUUCCUUUCUCUGCGCAAGCGGCAAGCACCAAGCACCAGAUCUUAGUACUCUAGUGUACUACAGUAUACAUAUUUUGAAGACGUGAAAGUUUCAAGGAAGGAUUUAUAAAAAAAUACAAGUCUUAAGUUACAAUUUUUUUGUUAGUAAUGAACUAAGGUCCCACAAACCACCCGUAUAUAUAGGAAAGCAUGCAAGUUUGUGGGACAAAACGUGUUGGGACAAGUUUGUAAUCCUGGCCCUGCACUGACUAGUCAGUUGCUAAAUUUGAUCAUUGAAAAUCCGUAAAAGUCCAUUGUCUUUAUCAGGUAUUCACAAAUAUAUUGGAACAUGCCAUAGCAAAUAACAUUAUUAAUAUUAACAUUGUGUAAAGGCCAAAAUCAGACAGCAUUGUACGACGCAGCUCGACGCGAUUCAUCGUCGAGGACAUUCUUAAGCCGUUGCGAGAAAUAUUAAACAUGUUGAAUAUUCUACGACGCGACUGCCACCGAUGCCAACCAUUGCGUCUAGCUUUAACUCACACAGACCCAACGCAACAACAAAUUGUGCCAAGCUGCGUCGUAAGACGCUGUCUGAGUUGGCCUUAACAAUAAACCUACAGAUGGAAUACUUACCUUACUUAUAUUAUUAAGCCUCAAUAAAAUAUAAUGUCUGAGUUGAUUAGAUAGGAUAAAAAAAAAA